This is a messenger RNA of Myxocyprinus asiaticus (Chinese sucker), 1673 nucleotides long. Its product is annotated as TM2 domain-containing protein 3-like. The coding region runs from base 115 to 897 and encodes 260 amino acids. The transcript is spliced from 6 exons. The record is from RefSeq and is a predicted model, not a curated record. Lineage: Eukaryota; Metazoa; Chordata; Actinopteri; Cypriniformes; Catostomidae.
CUGACUUUUACUUUGAAAAAUCUAACCCGUUGGGACUUUUACGUAAGCGGUUCAGGCCAUCCUAGCAGCAUCGUAUUCAGAAUCAGUGUUUGUUUGGAGGUUCAGUGGUUCGGGAUGGUAGCGAGCGGAUUGAAAUGGGUUUUUGAACGCGGUCGGAACAUCAUGAGCACGUGUCUCUUCACAGCUCUGCUGCUGUUGGAUAUUUACUCUAAAUGUGUGAUCGGGUAUAUGAGUUCUCCUCAUGUGGGUGAGGAACCGAUGUACACAGCCCAGCAGAACCCUGUGAUGAGCAGUCCAAUAGCCCUGACAGCAGCAUCAGCUUCAUCAGUGGUCACCAAUAACUACACAUCAAAGUGUCCGAGUGGUGGGCUCUGCACCAAACUUCCUGCAGAAUGCAUCAGCUGCACAUAUUACCACAACUGUAGCUACGGCCAACCAGCAAAUCUCACCUGCAGAACCAGAGCAGGCGUUCACUGUGUGAAUGUGUUGGAUCAGCCACAGCAGAAUUUCACCCUGACGGUGGACUGCCAGUUCUGUUGGCAGUUGGAUCUGUCGCAAUAUCGCUGCUCAAAUUCUAACAGCUGUAUGACAGUAUCGUGUCCUCGCAGACGCUAUAAUGCCACCUGUGAAGUACUGGAGCAUGUGCACUGUCUGGGUAAAAGAAAGUUUCAGAAGCGUCUGUUUUGUAACUGGACAGGAGGAUAUAAAUGGUCCACAGCUCUUGCUCUAAGCAUCACUCUGGGUGGGUUUGGAGCAGAUCGAUUCUAUUUGGGUCAGUGGAGAGAAGGUUUGGGGAAGCUCUUCAGCUUCGGUGGUCUGGGGAUCUGGACCCUCAUCGAUGUUCUUCUGAUCGCGGUGGGCUACGUGGGGCCUGCCGAUGGAUCUCUGUAUAUCUGAGGGUUGUAGGGGGCAGAUUACUCUCAUUCUAGAUUUCAAACCCCAUUAGUAUGUGUUGCUGUCCAAACUCCCACUACAGCAGAUUCCCAUCUGUCUCGAAUGUGAGCUCAUGCCUUCAACAGCACGCCUGAGAAACACAGCGUCAUCUUCCACCUAAAGCUUCUCUCUCUCACACACAAACAUGCACACAUGCUCAUACUCUGGUUUGAGGAAGAUGAUGAUAGAAGACAGCAGGUUUUAUUUCCAUCAGGGUUUCGUCAGAAGUAGGUGGGAGUCUAAAGAGGCAAAUUUGUACAAUAUGUAUCUUAAGAAUUGAAUUGUGUGUAUAUAAGUGUUUGUGUAUGUGUAUAUAUAAUAGUGAUGAGCUGUGCUAAAUGUGUUGUGGACAAGGAUGUUUUAUGCCAUUUUUUGAUUUUCUGUUCACAUUUUUUUUUCUUUUCUUUUUUUUUUUAUUAAAACUGUUUUCGUUGAGUGGAUCAUUCUCACGUACCGUUUCACUAUUGCACAAGUUGAAAACAUUUGUUUUAUAAAAUCAAUUGAAGAAAAAUAUUUUUUUUAAGGAGAAGCAUAAUUCAGGAGAUACUAUUGAAAUGUUUAAGUUCAUAGAGCAUUCUAUCACAGAACAAUCUCUAUCAGGCACAUUUCACUGUGUUCUAGCCUGAACAAAUAUGUUACUUGCACUCAAUGGUUCCAGGAACAAUUUGUGUAUUUGAAGCUCUCAGUCGCUGCCACUGUGUCUGGAACAGUCAGAAUAAAGGUCCGUGCGUCUCUGCCAU